This is a messenger RNA of Fraxinus pennsylvanica, 567 nucleotides long. NCBI's taxonomy places the organism in Eukaryota, Viridiplantae, Streptophyta, Magnoliopsida, Lamiales, Oleaceae. The record is from the annotation of a GenBank genome assembly.
AUGGACCACGAACCACCGCCUGAAACUCCGACCAUAUGUUGCAGAUCCAAUUUCGUAUUCAUCGAUCGGGUAGCAAUGGAACCUAUGGAUAUUGUUGGCAGAACUAAAGAGGACGCUUCGCUUCCUAAAGCUACUAUGACAAAAAUUAUUAAGGAGAUGCUCCCCCCUGAUGUGCGCGUUGCAAGAGAUGCCCAGGACCUUAUAAUUGAGUGUUGUGUAGAGUUUAUUAAUCUUAUUUCAUCAGAAUCAAAUGAAGUAUGUAAUAAAGAAGAGAAGAGAACAAUUGCACCUGAGCAUGUACUCAAGGCUUUGCAGGAUCUUGGAUUCGGGGAGUAUGUUGAAGAAGUUUACGCUGCAUACGAACAGCACAAACUCGAGACAGUGGACACAGUGAAAACCGGGAAAUGGAGCAAUGUAGCUGAAAUGACCGAGGAACAGGCACUGGCAGAGCAACAGAGGAUGUUUGCAGAGGCACGCGCAAGGAUGAAUGGAGGCGCCACAGUUCCCAAGCAACCCGAUCCCGAGCCUCAAGGCCCUCAACCACCUCAACCAAGUUUGAAUACCUAA